AUGUCCGCAUCUACGACAGAGCUUGAUACGCAGACGCUUGAGAAAGCCGCCCAGUUGGAGGUGUACAACGAGAAAGGCGAGAAGGUGAAGUUCGGCUCGAUAUUCAAGGACAAGAAGACGGUAGUCGUCUUCAUACGUCAUUUCUUCUGCGGGAUAUGCAAGCAAUACGUUUCUCAGAUCUCCAGCACCGUGCGAGGCGAGGCCUUACAAGCGGCCAAUACCGAUAUCGUGUUGGUCGGUUGUGGCGAGUGGGAGCUGAUCAAAGAAUACAAAGAGGACACCGGAUUUGAGGGUAACGUCUAUGCCAACCCCGACCGAAGCCUGUACAGCGCUUUUGGGAUGGUCGAGAACCUUAAGCAAACGCCGAGUGGGCAGCCCAAGGCUAGCUAUAUCACGCAAAGCGUCUGGAAGACCACGCUCGAAGCAACAAAGCAUACACUGUUCCAUAUCACGCAGUUCAGUAAGAGUGGUAAUAUUUCUCAGAACGGAGGUGAACUCGUGCUCGGGCCUGGCCUUGAGUGUAGCUUCUUUCACCGCAUGGUACACACACAAGAUCACGCCGAGCUUACAGACAUUAUGAGAGCAGCAGGCGUUGCAUACCCCUGA
Molecule: messenger RNA, 606 nt
Organism: Peniophora sp. CBMAI 1063
Lineage: Eukaryota; Fungi; Basidiomycota; Agaricomycetes; Russulales; Peniophoraceae
Source: the annotation of a GenBank genome assembly